GUGAGCGAAUGGUUCUCUAGUCACACAACUUCUAACUUUUGCGGUUGCCCGGAAAGCUGGCGAGCCGUGACUGGGGGAGUUUCAUCUAACCGUUGAUUAGCUAAUGUACUUAGCUGCAGUAUUUACAAUAAUAGCCUUCCCAUCCGCAUAACAGCAAGUGGAGGGGAAUUCACUUAAACUGGCAGAGUAGAGAUGGACGGAGACGACUGCAGUUUUCCUCCUGAUUCAUCAGAUGGUCACUCGCAGAGAGGAAGUGUUGCUUCCUCUGCAACUCUCUCCCGUGCUCAAGAUGUGCUUGUAUACCUCUGUGGUGACAGCGCUGUGCACCUAACAGUAGAAGGGCUUGGCAGUGUCUCUGUGCAGGAGUUGGGCCGCAGUGUUCGUGAGGCUCUCCAUAUUCCUGAGACUGCACAGGAUGCUUUUGCACUUUGGUUGUCUUCUCCCCUGCUCGAAUUACAGUUAAAGGCUAGGCAUCAACCAUACAAGCUGUGUCGUCAGUGGCAGGACUUGCUGUAUCGUUUUACUGAAGCCUCAGAGGAAGACAUUUCACAAGAUGAACCGUGUCUCCAGUAUCGUCGGAACGUGUAUUAUCCUAAAUCUAAAGAACUGCAGAUAGAGGAUGAGGGAGUGCUCAGGCUCCUGUAUGAGGAGGCCAGGGGCAACAUCCUCAUGGGCCGAUACCCUUGCGACCCCGAGCACUGGACCACACUUGGAGCCUUGUCUCUCACUAUAGAUGAGGGAACUGGUCUUGAUGGGCAACAACUCACUACUACUAUAAGAGGGAAGAAGCUGUCUUCUUUCCUGCCCGUACAUGUUGCCAUGGGCAGUGGGGGGUUGCUCUCCACUCUGAGAGGGAAGUCGAGCCGUCAGACGGGGCUAGAGCAGAACCUGUUGGAGGAGUACAGAAAGAUCAGCUCACCUGCUGGGAACUCUCCUGAGCCCACACAGCUCCUCCACCAGUACCUCAACACAUGUCACAACCUGCCUUACUAUGGGUAA
This is a messenger RNA of Notothenia coriiceps (black rockcod), 999 nucleotides long. Its product is annotated as FERM domain-containing protein 8-like. NCBI's taxonomy places the organism in Eukaryota, Metazoa, Chordata, Actinopteri, Perciformes, Nototheniidae. The transcript is spliced from 7 exons. The coding region runs from base 193 to 999 and encodes 268 amino acids. Gene Ontology annotation, biological process: negative regulation of canonical Wnt signaling pathway. Gene Ontology annotation, cellular component: cytoskeleton; plasma membrane. The record is from RefSeq and is a predicted model, not a curated record.